Molecule: messenger RNA, 1098 nt
Organism: Acanthochromis polyacanthus (spiny chromis)
Lineage: Eukaryota; Metazoa; Chordata; Actinopteri; Pomacentridae
Gene: enam
Product: enamelin
Exons: 8
Coding region: 126-824 (232 amino acids)
Source: RefSeq, a predicted model, not a curated record
UGGCUAUUACAGGAUAUUCCGGUAUAUAUAUAUGGCGUCCUUGUGAGAAAUGAAGUAGAUUGCUUCCCAUCUCUGAGGAGAAACGUCUUCACUUUUACUCCGCGCUGAUAAAAAGAAAAGCCACAAUGAAGCUGUUUGUGUUCUUGAUGUGCCUCGUGGUCACAGUCUUGGCUGCACCUGUUCCAGAGAGUGAAAGCAAUGAGCAGGUUGCAGCGCAUGCUAAUGAGGCCCUCAGGUGGAUGGAGAUGUACAGGCUGUACCAGCAGCAGGGACUAGUGGGAAACCCCUUCCUCCCUGCUGCUGAUGCUCCUGUUGAUUCUGCCGCAGCUGCAGUGGUGGACGCUGCACCAGCCCAGCCAGCUGAUGUCGCCCCCGCAGCUCCCGUCCCUGUGGGAGACGCCUCAGAGGAGGAGGCCGAGGAUGGAAACCCUGCCCCCAAAGCUGCAGCCGGCGCUGCUGCUGCUGCUGCCCCCCUGAACUCUGAUGAGGAGGAGGAGGCCGAGGAGGUGGAGGCAGCUGAGGCCGAGCCGGCUGUGGUUGAGGCAGCACCAGCAGACCCUGCAGCCGACCCUGCAGCAGCUGUGGAGCCGGCGGUGGUUGACGUCCCCGUAGAUGCUGCUGCUGUCGACGCUGCUGCCGUUGAUGUGCCUCCUGUUGAUGUGGUUCCUGUUGAUGUGGUUCCUGUGGAUGUGGCUCCUGUCGACGUUGCCCCCGAGGUGGUCGUUGAUGUCCCCGUCGCUGCCGAUGUCCCAGCUGCUGUUGACGCUCCUCUGGCCGCUGAUACUCCCACGACAGGAGGGGCAGCAGAUCCUGCUCCUCUGUAGUUAUCUUCCUCUUAUUAUAGCCUAGACGUGCUCCUUGAUAAGCAGUUAGAACAGUAGCAGGAAAGUGUCAUGGGUGAUGUAGUCGUAGUGCAAAUGCACGAAAGGCUGUGGGGUAUUGCAAAGAAACCAGGGGGAAAAAAAUCUGAAAAAAUGUAACACUAUAUGUAAAGUGAAACAACCACAGCAUGUUUUCAGGCCACCAUUGGACUAUUGAAACUGCUGUUUUGGAUUAUUUUUUCUGUCUUUGAAUAAAAUCCGUUUUCACAAUUCUGUA